AUGGACACUUCAGAGCAAAGGGGGGAGGCGGAGGCGGAGGGGGGAAGGAAACCAAGAAUAAACACCAAGGAGGUGUCGGGGCUGGUCCGAGAGGCGCUGAUACCGCACCGCCUGGUCCUACUCGAGCUGCUUCUGCCUUGGCUGCUGGCCCAGAUGAACCAACUGGGCCUGUCCAAGCAGAUCACUCCCAGCUGCUUCCGAGCCCUGGCCAAGCGCUGCCUGGAAAUGUCCCGUCAGCCCAAGCUGGAGCCCCCUGGCCCUACUUCUGCUCAGCAAUAUCCUGUUGUUACCACUCUUCAGCCCGGCCCGGCCACCCUGGAUUUCUUCUACCCACAGCUGCAGCUGGGGGUGACUGUGCCGGUGCUGGUGACCCAGAUCUCCGACCCGCACCACAUCUAUUGCCAGCUGCAGAGCCUUUCCCAGGAGAUCCAGCACCUCUCGGACUCCUUGCACCAGAUGUAUGAGACGGCGGCCAGGCAGGAGCAGGAUCCGCUCCCCAAGCUGGGCUCCCCUUGCGCCGCAUGCAGCAUGUGGUACCGCACGCUGUUGCUGGAGAUCUUCCCCGAGGAGCAGAGUCGGCUGAUGGCCCAUGUGAUCUGCGUGGACCACGGCAGGAAGGAAUUCGUCACCAGGGCUAACCUCUGCUGCCUGCCCGUGGAGUGUUUCUGCAUGCCAGUAGUGACCUACCCUUGCGCCCUGCAGGGCAUCUCGGACGGGGGCUGCGGCUGGUCCCACUCCCAGCUCAGCGGGCUCAAGGCUCUGCUGCUGGGCAAGGCGGUGAGCGCCCGCAUCGAAGCCUACAAUCCCUUCGAGCACCUCUACUACGUGAACCUGUAUGGGGAGAACGGCCUCAACCUGAACUGCCUCUACGGGGUGCAGACCCACUGUCUGGCCCACAGCCUGCUGCAGGGCAGCCAGGGAGCGCAGGAGCAGCCGGAAGAGGAGGAUGCCGCCCCUCCUAAGGAGCCGGGGCCGCUGCCGGACACACUCCCUGCAACUGCGGCUCCGAGGGACCCGGCUACUGCCCACCUGCCAGGCGUGCGGGUGAAGGGGGGAGUGUUCUUCCAUGCAUGGGUGUCCUUCAUCAGAGACCCGUCCGAGUUCUGGCUGCGGCUGAAGGAGAAUGCCUACUAUCCGGCCGUUAUCACCAGUGUGCUGGGGCUCGGGGUGGAGGUGCACCUGGUGGAUAGAGGCAACAGGGAGAUCUUGAAUUCGGAUGAGAUGAAGGAGCUGCUACCUCAGUUCAGGGAGCUGCCUGCUGUAGCUCUGAAGUGCUGUUUAGCAGAUGUCUGUCCUCUGGGAGAGACAUGGAGUAAAGAGGCUGUGGCUCACUUUAAAAGGACAGUGCAGAGCAAAGAGCUGGUGAUCCGGGUGUUGGGUAUGCAGGGUGACAAGCAUGUGAUUGAAGUUCUUGAUCAGUCUCAAACAGGGGAGAAAAAUAUAAGCAAAAUUUUGUCCCAAGGAGACUAUGCAAAAUUCCAAGGGGCUGAUAUUCCAGAGACUCUUCAGAAGUUAUCUGCUCAGUCUCUGAGGCAGGAUCCCAAAGAACAUGCUGGCAAGGGGGAGCUAGUGAGUUCAACAUCAAGGAAGAGUGGAGUGCAAACCAAAACAGUAAGAGACAAUAUAGCACUGAAUCCCUCUAUGCCUUUGACAGUCAAAGACCAGCCUACUGCAGAAACUUGCCAUUUAUCAAGUGACUCAGUUCCUGAUGAAAAAAAAAUUAAGGGAAACCUAAAUCUGCCCUCCUCUCUUAUACAAUACAACUUGGAAAUAAAACCAGGAUCUCCUUAUGAAGGUCAGCUGGAAGUUGGUAGUACAGUUCAGGUGGUAAUAUCGUAUGCUGAAAGUCCUGGCUACUUUUGGUGUCAGUUGAGUAGAAACAAUCAAGAACUUAAGUCAUUAAUGGCUGAAAUUCAGGAUUAUUGCAAGACGUCAGCACAGCCACAUCAUUGGGCAAGUCAAGUGUGUUUAGCCAAGUAUUCAGAGGACGAGAAAUGGUACAGAGCUUUGAUUAUUUCUGUAGAGAAUCUCCGCUCAAUUAAUGCAAACUUUCUGAAAUUAAAGGCUCAGGCUUUCAGAUGCAACCUUUACAAUUUAAUCCAACCAAAUGGUCAGGAUCCUUUUGUUUAGGAUGAAAAAGCAAUCCUAGCUUUUCAGGAGUUUGUUGAUCUCAGGGCAGAUCAUUUGGAACUGAAGUGUACAAUAUUUGCUCUGGCUGCCAUAAACAAUAAAGAGCUGUUUAAUGUUGUGGAUUUAAUUACGCCUUUUCAGAGUGUGUGCCAUUUUUUAAUAGAGAAAGGGUUGGCCAGACCUGUACCACCUCAAAAACCUCUGGUAUCCUCCUUUCAGCUACACUCUUACUAUUAUUCUCCGCAUGACAUCAAAAUUGGAAGUGAAGAAGAGAUUUAUGUAACACAUGUUGACAAUCCAUUGAAAUUUUACUGCCAACUUGCCAGAAGUGCAAAUGUCCUAGAACAGCUCACAGAUAACAUUGGUCGACUAGGAAAAGUACUGCACAGUUUAAAAAUGUCACAAAACCCUGGAAACCUAUAUCUUGCAAGGUAUACUGACAAUCACUGGUACAGAGGAGCAGUUUUGAAAACCAAGCCUAAUAAAGAAGUCUUCUUUGUAGAUUUUGGGAAUACACAGGUGGUAAAGAAAGAAGACUUGAUUCCUAUACCCAAUGAUGCAUAUGAUAUCUUGCUUUUGCCAAUACAAGCCAUAAAAUGUUCACUAUCUGAUAUCUCUAAUGUACCAAAAGAAGCUACCACAUGGUUUGAAACCACUGUCUUGGAUAAGCCUUUAAAGAUGACAGUGGUAGCAAAAGAAUCUGAUGGAAAGCUGAUAGUUGAACUAUAUGAUGGCAAUAUUCAAAUUAAUGCAAAAAUGAAAGAGGAUUUAAGCUUAGCAAGAAAUAGAGAGUCUAACAAAUAUGUAGAAAAUGAAACUCUACACUCUAAAAACAUUAAUGCCAAAGAAGAGAGGAAUGAAAACAUGAAGUCAUCAGCAACAUACAUGAGAGAGUCCGAGACUAAAACUUGGAGAUCUGAAAUCCAAGGAGAAGAGUGCAAUACCAAGACCACUUUUGUAUGUAAGGAUGUAAAACACUUCCAACCUGCUGCAAAAAGAGAGUUGUCAAACAAGUUUCUAGGAUCUGUGGAAAGAUUUAACAGUAAUAACGUUUUUCCAUCAGCAAGUACUUCCUUAGUAGGUAAAGAAGUAGGUGAAAAUAAAUCUUUUCCCUUUAUAAAGAAAGAGAUAAAAUCUGAUACUGUUAAACCUGAUGCUGUUAAAACUAGAAAUCAAGGAGAAAAUAGUACACUUUUUCCACUUAAAAGCAUAUGUGACUUGCCUCCAAGGAACUUAGUGCCUGGUCUGAAAACUUCAGUAUACAUUUCUCAUGUAAAUAACCCUUCAGAUUUUUAUAUUCAAUUAGCAAGUGAUGAGCCUCAACUUAACAAUAUUUCAGAAGGAUUAAACAAUGAAACAGGAACAGAGGGUCUCGGUCAACAACAGGUACAAGUAGGAGACUUAAUUUGUGCUGUUUUUUCAGAAGACGGCUUGUGGUAUCGAGCUGUGGUAAAAGAGAAACUAUCUGAUGAACAGAUAAGUGUACAAUAUAUAGAUUAUGGCAACACUUUCGUAGUUAAUAUUUGUGAAACAAGUAGGCUGCUUGAAAAAUAUUCAUCAGUUCCAAUGAUGAGUAUUCAUUCCUCAUUGUCUGGAGUUCAGUCUAAACAGUUUACAAAUUGGACAGAGGAAGCAGUGAGUUAUUUUUCAGAAAGAACAAGUGAAGUUCAACUAAACUGUGAAUUUGUAGAGAAACUCAAAGACAGAUGGGAAAUUGUUCUCUAUGACGAGAAAGGUAUGAUAGCAGUGGAUUUGAUUGAUGAAACCUUUGGAGUGAGAGAAGAAUCUCAGUCAACAGAUGCACUUGACAGAAGAGAGAGUGGUGCUGAUGUGUCAAAUCAGUGUGAACCUCUGCCUUUUGAUGAGAACAAUAAAGCUUCUAGUAUAACUGACACUAAAUCACUCUUCUGGAAGACUCCAGAGGUAGCUCAGACUGUAGAAACCUAUGUUACUGUUGUAAAGGGCCCAGAAUACUUUUGGUGUCAGAUGGCUGACCCUUAAAUUAUAAACUACUUAGAAAAAAAACUCCAGGAAACUGGAGAACUUGAAGUAAGCAGUGUGGAUGAGUUCAGAUGUAGUAUUAGAAGUGGUGAUAUUUUCAUAGCAAAGUAUAGUGAAGAUGGAAAAUUUUACAGAGCAAAAGUUAGCAGCAUAAAAGAUAACAACCUAACUGUCAGACAUGUGGAUUAUGGAUCUGAGGAACUUGUUGGCAGAGAGAUGAUUAGACAAAUUCCUGAUCAGUUGCUUACAAUACCUAUACAAGCUUUUCCAUGCUGUCUAUCUGGAUUUAAUUCCCCAGAGGGUUCAUGGAGUAAUGAAGCAGAAGACAAGUUCUAUGACAUGACUGCAGACUAUUUACUAGCGGUCACAGUAAUGGAAAUACAAAAGGAUAACUCUUCUGAAAUUCCCUUAUCUGUUGUUAAAGUGGAAUGUAAUGAAAAAAACAUCAAUGAAGAGAUGAAAUGUUUUUGGAAAUAUAACACUGACAUGACUUUGGCAAACAAUCAGAACGAUUUCAGUGAAAGAAAUGAGGGUCCAGGGACAGAUAAUACAGAUGCUGUUUGCCUUGAAAAAGCUGUGACUUCUACUGGAGAUGCCAAGCAGGAAAAUAGUGCUCUGCAGGAUGCUUUACUUUGUGCGGAACCAUUCCACCUGACAGACAAGGGAUGUCAAAAUACUGCAGAAAUUGAAGAAAAAGUGAUUCUCAAAACUGCUAAUGAGCAUCAGACCAAUUUUGAAAUACUUCAUAAAGCAGAGACUCCUUUGUUUUGCUAUCACUCUCUUUUUUCCAUAAAGAUAUAUGUAGAACCAAAAACAUCUGAACCACAGCUUCUUGCCAGUAGUGAAACAAAGGACUUAGAUCUUGAACUCAAAGCAGAGAUGUUAGAAUUAUCACUUGAAGUACAGUCUUUCCUGGGUGAAGAAAGAAAAGAGCUGUUGGAACUUCCAUCAGCUGAGGUGCAGCCUUCCCUGGAUGAGAAUGUGAAGCUGUUGGAAAUGAAGCAGUUACAAAUGCACUCUGUACUUGAUGAACUAAAAAAGCUCUUACUGGAACUAGAGUCACUCGAAGGGCACCUCCUUGGUGACAAAACAAAAGAAGAGGUACUGGAACUGGAGUCACUAGAAAUGCAGACCUCCUUGACUGAUGAAACAAAGGAAAAAAUGUCAGAACUGGAAUCACUUCAAGUACAGCUUUUGGAUGAUGAAACGAGGGAGCUAAUGAACCUGAAAUCACUUGAAGUGUCACCUUCAUUUAGUAAUAGAGAGAAGUGGUUGGAAAUGGAGUCAUCACUUGAAAUACAGCCUGUAUGCGGUGAUGAAAGAGGGGAACUGUUUGAACUGAUACCAUGUGAGGUACAGAUUUCCUUGGGAGAAGAAACAAAGGAGAGAGUGGAUUGGGACUUGGACUUGCUUGAAGUUCAUCAAGUGAAAGCUGCACCAACUGAGUUGGAAGUGGAGUCUUCUCUAGUAAAAACUUUACAUAGUAAUGAAGCCAGGAAGGAGCUGGAACCAGAGAUGCACAAACCAGAGAUGCACAAAGUCCAGUCUUUGCUUGGUUCGGAAAGAAAAGAGGUAUUGGAACUGGUGCCAUCGGAAGUGCAGGCUUCUCUUGAUGAUGAAACAAGGAAGGACCCGUUAGAAUUGGAACCAUCUAAUUUAGAGCUUUCUGUAGAUAGUGCAGAUCAGCUUUCAUUCGCCAAAACCGACUUAAAAAAGCAGGUGUCUACUUGCCCUGUAGAGCUGUAUGGUGUAGGAAAAGCUGAUAGCAGAGGUGAAAAAUGUAAGAAAUGGCUAACUUUGCAAGAGAAGAGUUGUGCGGAACAGAUGAAACCAGACUUGCAUGAAUUGUUCGGAGAGUAUAAAACUACUCUUGUCAUUGGGGAGUCCUUGAGGCAUAAACCAUCAGAUGAAGAAGAAAUUGAAAUAAGAGAAAAGCAGGAUGCAACUUUAGCUGGUCAUGGUGCAGAGCAAAGUGAGCAUGCCUGUAAUCUAGAGGGAUUUGCUGUUGGCUCCAAUUGUGUGGUGUGGUCAUGUCUGAAGUGGUAUAAGACUCAUAUUUUGGAGAUAUCUGAUGAAGGCACCAAGGAUUUGAAUCUCUCUGCUGGCCAUGAGGAGAUAGUGAAUCCUGAGAAUGUUUGGAAUGGCAUUCCUGAAGUGACUAAGAGUCCAUAUGAGGCAGAUAGCUUGCACUCCUUAUCAGCGGAGGGCUCAGAGUUGAAAGAAAAAAGGGCUAGUUGUGGCUCUGAUGUAAUGGUCCAUAUAUGUAAUGAUCCAUAUAUGUUGUCCAGCAGUCCUGAAAAUGCCACUGAGCAAGGCUUCUAG
Gopherus flavomarginatus (Mexican gopher tortoise) is the source of this 6453-nucleotide messenger RNA. RefSeq names its product tudor domain-containing protein 6-like. Lineage: Eukaryota; Metazoa; Chordata; Testudines; Testudinidae. The record is from RefSeq and is a predicted model, not a curated record.